Messenger RNA from Pecten maximus, 3631 nucleotides. RefSeq names its product glutathione S-transferase A-like. Gene Ontology annotation, molecular function: glutathione transferase activity. Gene Ontology annotation, biological process: glutathione metabolic process. The transcript has 6 exons. The record is from RefSeq and is a predicted model, not a curated record. NCBI's taxonomy places the organism in Eukaryota, Metazoa, Mollusca, Bivalvia, Pectinida, Pectinidae. Bases 68 to 766 code for a protein of 232 amino acids.
AUAUAGAUCCCUCACUUACCUGAGAGGGAGUGAAGCUUCAUACAUCGUCAAGUCAGAGUUUUGCAAAAUGUCUGGGGAAAAAAUGAAAUUAUACUGGUUUUCUGGAAGUACUCCAUGCUGGAGAGUUCUGAUAGUGCUAGAAGAGAAAGGCUUUCACGAUAAUACAGAGUUAAAGCAUAUUGACCUCUUCAAACAGGAACACAAGAGUGCAGAGGUCAUUAAACUUAACCCCAGAGGCCAGGUACCGACGUUUGUAGACAAAGAUAUCAACAUCAAUGAAUCACACGCGAUCUGUGAUUACCUCGAGACAUGUUAUGGCGACUGUGGAAAGAAACUCAUCCCUUCAGAGAAAAGGGCUAUGUCUCGAGUACUACAGCGAAUGCAUGAGGCGCAUAACAACUUUCAGAAUGCUAUUAUAGAGAACAUCAUCUAUUAUUGUAUGCUGACGGAGAAAGAAAAAUGGGAUCAUGACCUGUUAGAAAGAAAAUAUGUUAUUGCAAGAAAUGAAUUGCAGCGUUGGGAAGAUUACUUGAAGAAGGUCCACGAGGAAGGUGGCAUCUAUAUUGUGGGUGACGAUUUCACUAUGGCAGACAUAUACCUCUAUCCACAUGUGGCGUUCUGUGUGCGAUUUGGACUGGACAUAUCGACGUAUCCCGAACUGGAGAAAUAUUAUAACACACUCGCUCAACGACCUAGCAUUAAUAAAACAUGGCCGCCAACAUGGAGAAGUACAAAUGACGAAUACCGUUACCUUACGAAACUCUGAUCAACCGCCAUUGUCAUGACGUCAGGCCUUGUGAUCGUACAUUGAUGCUCAGAUAUAUUUUAGCACACACUUCCAUUAUCAGAUACGUUCAAAUAGGAAAAAAGACGUUGACCGAUAGAUGUAUGUUGCUAUAGAAACAGUUUGAAUAUCAUAAACAAAUCAAGCAUUUAAUGGUUGUGCUGAAAAAGGACGAUACCACGGGCCGUGUUAAAGUGACACAUACUGACUUUAUCAGGGUAUUGUAUAAGAGGCCUUAUAUUUGUGUCUUGACGCGCAUCAUGUUAUUUAACAUGUAAACGUGCCAUAAAGAUCAUCUUAACUACACAUAAAUGAAUAAUAAUAUAUGUCAUUCAUUGCUAGCUCUGAACCAUCAGUGUUUGGAAAAAUGAUUUUUUUGAUUUUUUUCCGUCUCGCCGCCCAUGAAUGAUACGAAGCGAACAUCAAUUAUUUUCGAAAGGUCAUGUUUGUAGAUAUUCAAACACUUCAGCUUAUCAUGACUAGAUUGAUGAAUGGCUGAGUUAGUAUAAAACAUCAAAUAUUUUACCCAAAAUAACAGAAGUAGGUAGAGUCAUGAUGUUCGACUCUAUUCAAUUAUUGAAAAAUUUGACUGUCUUGCCAUUUGAUUUUUCCGUCCUCAUAUGCAGAUGCCAGAUGCGAAGACGUUAAAACAACCAUUUUUCUUAAUUAUGUAAUUUUAGAUGUAUGUAUAACUGAUGGUUCAAGAUUAGGGCGAUUAUUUACUAGUUUUCUCAGGACACCUAGCCAAGUAGAGCUAUUUUAUUUACCUGAUGAAAAUAUAUCAUCGAUAUCAUUAAAAAAAUUGGGUAUGAUAUUUGCUCAUUGUAAAUUCGGAGUACCAUUUACAUAUAAUGUUAUUCAUCCUUUGACAUUGAAUCAAAAUGCUCAUACUGUAAUUUAUACCUGUCAUUACACUGUUUAUAAUAAUUAUUGAAUCAAGAAUGAUUCUCGUGUUACUUCCUAGAACACCUGGUCGUAUUCCCCUUUAACAUUUUAAAGGGUUACGAGCUAAUAUAUAAUUCGUCCGGAUUAUGCCCUCGUACUUUUGAUUUUGAAUUAGAAAUAAGAGUCUUGUGCAUAAAACUAAACUUGAAUUUUAUUUAUUUUACAACAAUUGCGAAACAAAUUAUAUCAACUUAUAUUAAUCAUUAGUGUUGGCCAAGAUGGAAGCGCGCGAGGAGCCUUACUGUGGGAGGAAACCGGAGUACCUGGGGGAAACCACGUGGUUGGGCAGGUGGCUCCAUACCUUUCCACGUCCGAUUGGGAAUCGAACCCCGGCCGCAUAGGUGAAAGGCAAGUGCGUUACCACUGUGCCAUCCUCGUUUGCAUGCCCGUAUGAUAUAUGCUGUACACGUGCUGAAAGAAAGAAUAUCGAUAUGCAACUGAUAUCGUAAUUCUAAUCCCAAAUAGAAAAGACGGGGGAAAAUAUAAACAAAAUAGAUUAAGAAUCUUGAAAAAUUCUUGAAAAAGUUAAACGAAAAUUAGACCAGGUUCGAGGAAGAUUAUCCGUCUUCUGCCUCAGCGACGACACAUUUUAUAUUAAUCCAUCAAAUUUUAAAGUUUGGUAUGUUUUGAUAAUUGGAUUACAUUAUUUCUCUGUGCUGAAAAGCAUUCUUAAUAAUUUUCAGAAAAAUCAAUUUUAAUUUAAUUUUUCUGCAUGCAAAUGUUUGAUUCUACAUGAAGAUUUACAUAAAGUUUCACGUGGAAUACUGAGCGGUAAUACAUGCAGAUUAACAGUUUCCCAUCUUUGAUAGACGGAUGAAUGGGGGACACAUGAGUGUUUCAAAAUCAUCAAAGGGAUUCAGUUAUUAGAUUUCCUUAUUUUUCUCCGGAAAUUGGAUUUCUGCCAAUCGUUGUUAUACGAACGAUCGUUGUUAUACGAACGAUAAACCAUUUACACAAUAAUCCUUGUUAAUGUAAAAAAAUAAAAAAAAUAUUGUAAAUCAACUUUCCCGCAACGCGCAUGCGUAACCAUAUUGUUUACACUUUUCGGACGGUAAUGGUAUGAAUAAUUGUUACGUAACAUACAUUUGUUGAUGAUUUUCAGAAAUUGAAAGUGCAUAACUCAUUUACACAAUGUCCCUAAAACUACAGCAGAUAAAUUAACUGGGUAAAUAGUCUUUCCAUCCAUGUCAUUUAUCAAUUUUAACAUUUCUCGAUCUGAAUAUGGUACAACCCUUUUGAAGAAUAAUCCAAUUCGAGGAUGCAUGGGUUAGGCAGAAAGUACAAGUCAGCGUUGUUUAGUAUAAAUAUACUGUUUUAAAACCUUCGUUCCAUGAAAUACAGCAUAUGUUUAAAGAAACUAAGAAUGAAAUAUAUUCGGGUGACGUCUUUUAAGCGAUAUUCUUAAAUGGCUUAUCCUGGUUUCAAUUACUUAUGAUUUGAUCAAAUGGAUUUCAUAAAGCAUUGCUAUUAAUUUUUUUUGAAAGUUGUUAGGUUUUGAAGACAUUUUCCGAAAAACGUGCGGUAGAUGGGAGACUACUCUUGAUCAGACAACGCCAAAAAUUAGCGUAGUGUGAAAAAAACCCACCUAUUAAAAACCUCUUUUUUUUCAAACAUAGAAAAUAUCAAGACUUGCCUGAUAAUAACGAUUGUUCCUUGUCUGGUUUUUUUUCUGGUGUUGAAAAACUAAAUCAGCAAUGAUAUUUUUUUGUUAUUUAAUUUGUGACUUUUCUAUAUAUAGUGUAUCAUUGUUCUUACUCAAGGGAGUUAUAUACCUCACUGGACAAUAGACCUAUAUUUAUUGUAGCUCACAAAGGAACUAUUACCACGUAUAUUUCAUUACAGGUAUUAUUUUAUUACCGAUUUAACAAACAGGAAGCCUUCAUUUAUAGGAACUGAUACGUU